Messenger RNA from Belonocnema kinseyi, 2192 nucleotides. Its product is annotated as mitochondrial fission regulator 2-like. Gene Ontology annotation, cellular component: mitochondrion. Gene Ontology annotation, biological process: mitochondrial fission; aerobic respiration. The coding region runs from base 282 to 1001 and encodes 239 amino acids. The record is from RefSeq and is a predicted model, not a curated record. The transcript is spliced from 5 exons. NCBI's taxonomy places the organism in Eukaryota, Metazoa, Arthropoda, Insecta, Hymenoptera, Cynipidae.
ACCAGCAAUUUCCUAACCUAAAUUUGCUUAAAUUUCUUUCAGUGGUGCAACCGCGUCAAUCUUUUGGUUUUCAAAGAUUUCAAAAUUUUGUAACGAAAAUGUGCAUAGCUGGAAGCCCUAAAUGUACUAUAAUGUGGUAAAAUUCGAUUUAAUUCCAAUAUUAGUUUGCUAGUACAUUCGCUAGAUUAAAACACGCAAAAUCUUUACUUUAUAAAGUAAAAAACAAUUAACCAAAAGUUUCUCAAGAGUUUGGAAUUUAGAUUUUGAGUCUUCGAGAAGAGAUGGGUGAGGCACCGAAAUACUAUGGAAGAAGGCGAAGUAUCGUUCGACGAAUCGGCUCAAUGCUUCCUCUCAAACCUCAUCCGAAAAUUUAUGUCAGCGUUACUCCUCUUCAUUCGAUGACGAGUUCGAUGAUCAAUGAGGAAGCCAAUGACGAUUUCCCCGAAUCGAAUGGACUUGGACCCGGAAGUGGUCUUUUGUCCGCAAGCAAACCAGACCUUUUAGAACCCAUCAGUUUUGGAUCAGAAGUUCGUCUGCUCGCCUUGGAACAAGAAUUGCAAGAGUUGAGGGAACAAAUAUCGACGAUUGUGAAGAGUGCCAAACCAGGACCGACUCGCAACUUUGUCUCUGAACCAUCUCUCACCAAUGGAAAGGAUAAUGACAUAAUUGGCAUGAAACCUCCACCUCCGCCCCCACCGUUGCCUCCACCCACGACGCCUCAUAUUGCAAGGCGAGCGAGUUUACAAGAUCAUAUUAUGGAAGAUAAAAAAAAGCCCCCAUUAAACCCUCACAAAUCCAUGGGGGAUAUUUUGAAAGACAUCGAUAAGGUCAAAUUGAAACCAGUCGCAAGAUCACCUGGCGGUCGACCAUUGAAAAUAAAGCGAGAAGACAGUCCAUGCAACGAUUUACAGGAGAUCUUGCGAAAACGUUAUCUAGCAAUGCGAUCUCCCGAUAGUAAAAAUUCUUCUGCAACCCUAGCCCUGGACGACUCCUUUAGUUAAACUAAUUUUCCCACUGCGUUCAGUGAAACGUAGGAAUUCUGCAAAAUAUUGUCACUGAUACCAUCAAUUUAAAUCCGUUAUAACUUAUAGAAAAAUUAUUUCUCUAUAACAGAUUUUAAUUGGUUUCUUCAGUUUCAUUGUCUCAGGGCUUUUGUGACCUGGUAUAAAGAAAAUUGUACUCGAAGUAUUUUUAGGCAUCUCGAGAAAAGCCUAGUCCUUAAAAGUGCUAAUCAAGAAUUCAAAGUGGCCAUAAAAGCUGUGCAUUUGUUUCUUCUCAAUUGUGAAGGAGGGACUAAGUUUCAACUUCAUUUAAACAUUAAGCUCCAUUGUAAAAAUUCUCACAUCGCUUCUCACUUGUUGUAUAUAGAAAAAUGUCUCGAACUGAGAUUUACUGUUUAAACUAAUGUUGGUAGAAAUCAGAUUUUUACUUGUGCGAAGAAAUAUCAGUUUGGUCGAUAAAUACAUACAAAAGUAGUUUCAAUAAUGCCCCUACAUAUUCUGGUUCAGAUUACGUUUAACCAAUAAUAACGAUCUGAUUCGUUCAAAAUAUUUGCAUUUUUUCCACAUCCUUAAUGUUUGUUUUUUUCGUUUUAAUUUUAUUUCUUCACUUUACUCUUUCAGUUGUUGCUUAAUUUUAUAAUGCAUACUCUUGUCUUGCAUUUACAUUUUAAUGAAGUCGGCGAAGAAUCGAUAUAAUAUCUAUUAAACUGUUUAGAAUUUUGAACAAAUUUGAUUUCCAUAAUUUCUAGUAGCAACGGAAACGAUUCCAUUUUAAAGGUAGUUCAUAGAGCUGAUAAGGAAGUGAUCUGAUAUUUUCAGUAAUAUCAGUGUAUAUCGUCCAGUGACCACUAUCGACAGAUCUUAGGUAGUGCGUUGACGGAAUACUUAAAUAAAGUAAUAAAGAAAACAAUCCCGUCGCAAUCUCACGGCGUAGUUCAUAGAGAAAUAAAAAUAUCUCGCCAUGUGAUAACGAUAUUUAAGUUCUAAUGGAUUUCUGUUCGUACGUAAUCCAUAUUUUCGAGUAAAAGAUACACCGAAAGCUGCAAUGUUAAGUUGUAAUUAUUGUCGAUGCUCGGGCUCGCUGCAGGUUUUGGAGACUGUGUUCCGUAAUCUACGUUUAAUGAAUGUACAGAGAAGUUUUAUACCUGAAACUUUUAUCAACGACUCAAAAAUAAACGUUAUUGUUAUUCA